AUGGAACUGGAACUUGAAGUUGAUAUGAAAAAGCGUUACGAGGCGUGCAUGGUGUUGAGCGGGGUUGGAGACGCAUUAGGGUUCAAGCGAGGGGAGUGGGAAUUCUGUCACUCCGGUGAACAAAUACACGACGAACUAAAAGAAUUGGGUGGACUGGAAAACAUCAUAGUGACACCAAAGGGUUGGCCCGUUAGCGACGACACGGUGAUGCACAUUGCAACAGCGAACGCACUAGUUAUAAAUUACAAAAGUGACGACGAACUGUUUGCUUCACUGGCCCAUGAGUACAAAGAAUGUAUGAAAGACAUGUCUGGUCGUUCACCAGGACCUACCUGUAUGAACAGUUGUCAUAUGUUGAAACCCAAUGUACCUGGUGGGUAUAGGAUUCCGUUUGAUCUCCGCGGCGGUGGUUGUGGUGCCGCUAUGAGGGCCAUGUGCAUUGGUCUCCGUUACCCUCGCGAGGAUGACAUUGGCGAUCUUAUAAAGGUCAGUGUGGAGUCAGGUCGAAUGACACACAAUCAUCCCACGGGAUAUCUGGGGUCAUUUGCAGCGGCACUUUUUACCGCUUACAGCAUCCAAAGCAAAAAAAUAAGAGAAUGGGGUAAAGGGAUGAUGGAUCUGUUGCCUAAAGUUCAAGACUAUGUGAAACUUGUAAAUAUUGAUGUCGAGAAGAAUUUGGAAGCGUGGGGCUACUUCAAAACACAGUGGGAAAAGUAUUUGGCAGAACGAGGUAUAACGGAAGGCGAUUCAGAUCCAACAUUUCCGGCAAUAUAUAAAAUUAAAGAAAGAGACGAGUUUUACAAGAGUGUGAGUUUUGCUGGUUGGGGUGGUGCGAGUGGACAUGAUGCUCCUAUGAUCGCAUAUGAUGCUUUGCUUAGUUACGAUGGAAGAUGGGAAGAUUUGUGCAGUAGAUCUAUGUUCCACGGCGGAGACAGCGAUAGCACAGGGGUAAUUGCAGCGGCAUGCUACGGAGCUAUGUUUGGAUUUCAGGGGGUUCCUGAAAAUAACUACGCGAGACUCGAGAAGAAGGAAAAGCUCAUGAAGCUUGCUAAGAAACUAUUUGAUAUUAAACAAAGAAAACACAAUACUGAACCACGACAAGACGAAGAUUCAGUUGGCAACGACUCGCGUCAUUCUAGUGAGACUGGAGAGGCAAAUCUGCAGAGCAAGCUGAAACCAGAAGAACCAGCAAAUGAUGACGAACCCCUUAAAGGCAAUGAAAGCAACACACAAGCCGAAUUUGGUAAAAACGAAUGUGAGAAAAAUAUUAAAAAGUUAAAAACAAGCUCUCAAGACACCCCGGGCGAUGAAAAUGUCAACAAAAAGCAGGAACACCAAGACACUAAUAUAAACAAGUCCGAGACAGAAAAUAAUGGCACAGCUGCUACUGAAGUCACACCUAGAGGAAAAGUCAAUGAGACAGGUGUUUAA
Dreissena polymorpha is the source of this 1431-nucleotide messenger RNA. Its product is annotated as ADP-ribosylhydrolase ARH1-like. NCBI's taxonomy places the organism in Eukaryota, Metazoa, Mollusca, Bivalvia, Myida, Dreissenidae. The record is from RefSeq and is a predicted model, not a curated record. The transcript has a single exon. Bases 1 to 1431 code for a protein of 476 amino acids.